Messenger RNA from Athalia rosae (coleseed sawfly), 5655 nucleotides. RefSeq names its product ATP-binding cassette sub-family C member Sur (gene Sur). The record is from RefSeq and is a predicted model, not a curated record. Lineage: Eukaryota; Metazoa; Arthropoda; Insecta; Hymenoptera; Athaliidae. Gene Ontology annotation, molecular function: ABC-type transporter activity; ATP binding; ATP hydrolysis activity. The transcript is spliced from 28 exons. Gene Ontology annotation, cellular component: membrane. The coding region runs from base 175 to 5376 and encodes 1733 amino acids. Gene Ontology annotation, biological process: transmembrane transport.
AUCAUCAGCUAGAGAAGUACGAGACGCAGCUGAUUCCCAGGAAGUCUUUCAUCAAAGAGUCCGAAGGAUUAUCUCCAUUAAAACCGGCUCUCCACUCAUCCUGUUGAUGCAAAAUUAAUUUACACAUUAAAUACCAUCCAGCCUGCAUAUCACAAUCGAAAUACCUGGGGGACAAUGGAGAGCGUUUGCGUAGCGGGUUUCCUGUCUCGAUUUCUCGGGACAUCUCCGAGGCGUCAUUUGAUAUGGAGUUGGAAAACGCAGGACGGUUCGUCCCUCUGGAUGACCGCAGGACCUCCGUCAAAGGCCGAGUGUUUCGUGGAAUCUGUAAAUAUCAUAGCCGUAAUAAUCGCCUUCAUACCACCAGCCCUUCUAGUUCUUCGCUACAAAUGUGCCGGAAAAAACCACAAGCUAAACAGCAAUCUGCUACCGCUGCAUUAUGCGAGAUCUCUGCUAUGCAUCGCGCUGUUGAUCUUCCUCUCCUUGGACUUAUCGGAAAGUCUGUUCGAGAUGAGGAUUUUUCUGCCGAUCUUGACUCUCCUUACCGUCCUCGUUUGUUGGACUUUGCACAGAGCAACGGAAGUGAGAAAUGGUCUCGGGGUCGUCGUAACCGCUGGUUCUUUCUCAAUAAUCGCAAUCGCCAGAGUUUGGAGACUCCUCUACUUGCACAGAAUCGGCCUAACUUUCUGCCACGCCAGGGUCACCUCGACGUCGGGAACGGCCGCCUGUUGCAGCAUUUUGGCCAUCGUAGACACCUACACGUUGUACAAGCUCAUGCAAAGGAAUAAACAAUACACCGUAAGGUCGGUACAAAAUUUCCAUACGUCGUACAAACACAGCACUGCACCUUUUCUCAGUCAAAUUACUUUUCACUGGGUCGUCGAGUUACUGGCAAGAGGGUACCGCGCUCCCCUAGACCUUCAUGACCUUGGCGAACUUCCAGAGGAGGAACACACACGAACACAGUUUGAAAAGUUCUUAAAAAUAUACAAAGACGAAGAGCGGCGAACCGAAAACGGACGUCAACUUUCCCUAUGGCGUUGCUACUGGCGAAAAGUCUGGCUCGGUUUUUUGAUCGGAGGAAUUCUAAAGUUAUUUGGCGACGCUACGACACUUGCCGGCCCGAUGGCGAUCUCAAGAAUAGUCAGCUACGUUGCUACGGCGCAAAAUUCUACGGAAAAUGAACGCGCCGUUGGAAUCGAGGGUUUCGUCACCAUUGAAGAACUUUUGAACAACGGCUACUUCCUCGGUUUCCUUGUUUUCCUCGCAGCCAUCCUACAAAGUACGCUAAGUCAAUCUUCGACCCACGUACUUUACGUGGAAGGAAUUCGCCUUCGAACGGCUCUUCAGGCUCUGGUUUACGACAAAGCCCUUCGCCUCUAUUCGUGGAGCAUCGCUGAAGAGGAUAGAAUUCCAGGUGGGGUAGAAAAAGAAGUGAAUGGAAGCGAUGGGAAGAAUCAACAGACAGCAGACAUUGGAACCCUGACCAAUCUGAUGGUUGAGGACGCUUCUAAUGUCAUGAGCUUCUUCUGGAUCGGACAUUAUACCUGGGCGGUUCCAUUGAAGAUCACGGCGAUUAUUUUUCUCCUGUAUCUGAAACUCGGGAUCAGCGCAAUUAUCGGAGCGGUGUGUUGCAUUUUAAUCGUCACCCCGAUGCAGAUGCUACUCGGCAAACGGAUUUCAGCCAACUCAAAAGUCAUGACAGAAUACAGCGAUGCGCGACUGAAACUGAUGAACGAAAUUCUCCAAGGAAUGAGACUGAUCAAACUCAGGGCUUGGGAAGAAUUGUUCCAAGUCAGAAUUGGGCAGACGCGUGAUCUGGAGCUGAAGCUGCUGGACAGGGACUCUUUUUACGGAGGAUUGAUCACAUUUCUGAUCCACGCGUCCUCCGUUCUGAUGACCCUAUUCACGUUUGGGGUUUAUUUCUGGCUAGAAGAACGGCACCUCGAUGCCGGGAGCGUGUUUACCAGUUUGGCACUUUUCUCCCAAUUGACAGUGCCGCUCUUUAUAUUUCCCGUCAUGGUUUCGAUAAUCAUCAACGCCAAGCUUUCUUCGAAGAGACUCGAGAAAUUUCUGUCGCUUCCGGAAACUGUAGACAUCCUACCGGAAGACACGACAAAGUCAGGCCCGAGAAACAAGGGACAAGGGACGAAAUCAAGACCCGAUGCAGAGGUAACUAAGCAGCAUGCCGACGCGAUGUUCGGUUCUUUGGAUAACAUAGAAGAAGGUGAAGAGGAUCAUAAUUCUUACAAGGACGACUCAGCGCUUUCUUCGUCGUCGGACACCGUUUUCGAAAGUGAAUCCGAUACCGUACAAUCCGUCGUUAGCGUGAGCGGUGUUUUUUCAUGGGGUUCUCAAGAAAAUCAGCUCAUAGUCAAUGAUCUUACUUUCCCCCGAGGCAAACUCACCCUAGUCGUCGGAAAAAUAGGGUCUGGAAAGACCUCUUUGCUAUCGGCGAUCCUAGGGGAAAUCCAGACGAUAAGCGGAAAGGUUGAAUGGCUGAAGGACACGAGAGUUGCCUACGUGGCGCAGAAACCCUGGCUGCUCAACGCAACCCUCAGAGAAAAUAUUCUCUUCGGUUCCGACUACCGAGCUUCAAGGUAUCGGAACGUUAUGCGGGCUUGCGCUCUCCUACCGGACGUUGAUAUUCUUCCGGGCAAAGAUCGCACGAGAAUCGGCGAAAAAGGGAUCAACCUCAGCGGAGGACAAAAACAGAGAGUCACCAUCGCCCGGGCAAUUUACAGCGAAGCCGACACCAUCAUUAUGGACGACCCUCUGUCUGCCUUGGACCAACAAGUGGGCCAGCAAGUAUUCGAUCACGGAAUUCGGAGACUUCUAUUGGGCAGGGGUCGAACGGUUAUCAUGGUCACUCACAGACUCGAGCUUAUAAAAGCCGCUGACCAGAUUGUCGCGAUGGAGGGGUGCAAAGUUCGCGCCGUCGGUACGAAAUCUUCGAUCGAAUCCUCGGAUCCAAAAUUAGCCACGGAGUGGCACGAAGCUCUGAGGCGUCGAGACAGUCAAUCGAAAGCUCAAAAAACGGCAAGGGAUCAUUGGUCUUUGAUCAGACUCGUAUCCAGGAUAGGAAUAAACUUGCGUCCCGCGGGUAUCAUUGGUGACGGCUCAUGGAGCACCGAUCAAGACGCGCACGUUACGGCACCGGCUUUCGUUCCUCUCAGAACGAGGAGAUCGACGCUGGUGGGAUCCCGAUAUCUCGCUCAUGACUUGACGGACCUUCCGGUACCUGCCGAUGAAUGGAGCACCGUCAGGCGACGAUCGAAGAAACACAAAAUCGCCGUCAGAGCGACGAGUCUUCCACCCCCGAAACAUCCUCCUCCCGUCCUCAGGCAAAGCAGCACCCCCACCAUCCUCGACGGGCACUACCCGCAGACGAGUAGGAAGCGACACAAUACCCUCGACGGUGGUCAACAGAAUGGGGUGAUCAAGCAGCUCUUUUCCGGCAGGACAACACCGACGCAAGAGUGGGACAGUCAUCCAGUGAAAGGAUUGCUGUCGACGGAAUCCGGAUACACGGAAGAAACGGACGACGACGACGACGGGGCUUCUACGGUCAAAGGUCAGGGAGAGUCGGAUCGCGAUAAGGAUCUAAGCGGACUCGUCACUGCCGGAGUCUGUUUCGACUAUCUGAAAGCUGGAGGACUUGGUCCAGGAUUAAUUUAUGUUUCCGUAGCCCUGGCUUGUCAGGCGAUUCGCGUCUACACGGAUCUCUGGCUCAGCGAAUGGACGGACCAAGGAAAUCUAUCGGAAGAUGCUUCUGAUCUUCACCAACAGACGAUAUUCUACUUCCGGGUCUACAUAUCACUCUCGGUAGGCUCUAUUCUCCUUGCUGUGAUCUACAACGUUGCUGGUCAGUGGGCUGGAGCAAGAGCCCGGAGAUCUCUGCACCAGGAAGCUGUCGCGGGACUCCUUGAGGCACCUUUGGUGUUCUUUGAAAAGACGCCGAUCGGUAGGAUCCUCACUACGUUCAGCGCUGACAUGGGAGUGAUAGACAAGAAGUUGUCAACGGUCAUACAAAGGACAACUGCCUUCGUACUACUCUGUGGCUCGGCCAUUCUUGUCAACGUUUUUAUUUCCCCCUGGUUUUUGGUUGCCGCGGUACUCACUUGCAUCGCCUAUUUUCUCCUGCAAAGAUUUUAUCGCAGAAGUGCUCGAGAACUUCAAAGAUUGGACGGCUGUACUCGAGGACCCGUUGCCGCGCAUUUUUCAGAGACUUUGGCUGGUCUCCAGACUCUGAGGGCCUCGAAACAGCAGGAAAGAUUCCUGGAGGAAAUGGUCGAGCACCUGGACUCGAAUACAAACGCGUUUUUGGUGUUGCAUACAAGCGCCAGGUGGUUGGGAAUUGCCCUGGAUUACCUGGGGGCGUUCAUAGUCGCCGCAGCUAUUCUUGUAGCGAUAAUAACCGCGGAGAUUUAUCCGGAUAGAGUUACCGCGGCUAUGGUUGGUCUCGCGGUUAACUACACGCUUCUGGUACCCAUUUAUUUAAAUUGGGUCGUAAAAUUUGUAUCGGAGAUAGAAAUGUAUAUGGGGAGCGUCGCUAGACUUUCCACCUACAUAAAAUCGCCGAAGGAGGACUAUCGCAAGGACGGGUUCAGAGUUCCGGAAAAAUGGCCGCAAAAAGGGGAAAUUCUGUUCGACAACGUGUCCCUGCGUUACGAUCGGGAUAGCGAUCCGGUGAUAUCGAAUUUACAGCUGUUGAUACCGCCCGGUCAGAAGAUCGGUAUAUGCGGUCGAACUGGAAGCGGAAAGUCUUCGGCAGCUAUGUCGCUUUUUCAAUUCCUCGAAAUUUGCGAAGGACGAAUUUUGAUCGACGGCGUCGAUAUUCGUCACGUACCUCUCCGAAUUCUCCGUUCUAGAUUGUUGGCCAUUCCUCAGGACGUGAUUCUCUUCAGCGGUACGAUUAGGGAGAACCUCGACCCCCGUGGAGAACACUCCGACGAAGAACUUUGGUCCGUCUUAGAGCUCGCCCAGUUGAAAGAUAUCGUUAAAUCGAACCCAGAGGGUCUGAACACGGAGGUCCGAGAGGGAGGUGAAAACUUUUCCGCCGGUCAGAGGCAGCUUUUUAGCAUGGGAAGAGCAGCACUUUUGAAAUCCACGGUCGCCGUUUUGGACGAAGCGACAAGUGCAUUGGACGCGGGGACGGAAAAAUCCGUCCUAAAGGCCCUCGCAACGAUCUUCAAAGACAGAACGGUGAUUACCAUCGCGCACCGCGUUGCGUCGCUACUGGACUGUGACAGAGUUAUAGUUUUCGACGCCGGUCGCAUAGUGGAGGAUGACGCACCGAGGGAUCUACUGCGUCGUCCAACAGGUUUAUUUUCAACUAUGCUGCGGCUAUCGGAAGAUGCUAAUUCCGAUGAAGUAUAGAAACUGGAUUGGAAAUCGAAGAGAAAUCUGAAUCAAUUUUCUGAAUCAAUUGAGCCAAAAAUUAAAGAAUAUAUUCAAAAGUAUUAUAACGCAAGCUAACUAUUGAGUACAAUUAGUAUUAUAAUAUAGUGUUAUAGUAAAACAUGAAGGAGCACUCAGGUCAGGUGAUUUUUAUCAUAAUCGUACCAUUAUUUAUGACAUAAACAGAUAUUGUAUCUAUAAGCAUAAGUUUCUACCUAUAUCAUGAAUGACAAUAAUAAAAAAUCAUUGCCAAGUGAA